Molecule: messenger RNA, 15828 nt
Organism: Caretta caretta (loggerhead turtle)
Lineage: Eukaryota; Metazoa; Chordata; Testudines; Cheloniidae
Gene: FMN1
Product: formin 1
Biological process (GO): actin nucleation; cortical actin cytoskeleton organization
Cellular component (GO): cytoplasm; cytoskeleton; actin filament
Molecular function (GO): actin filament binding; microtubule binding
Source: RefSeq, a predicted model, not a curated record
UUUGGCUGCUGCUGUCGCCCAGGCCCCAUCCGCUGCUGCGCCGCUUGGCUCCCGCGUCAAGCCAGGAGCUCGAGGCAGCUGCCCUGGCACCGGCACCGGCCCUGCCCCUCUCUGUGGAGCUGCCCCGCGCGGGCUCCUUUGCUGCGAAUGAGCCCGGCAGGCGAGACGGGGGCAGGCUGUAAGUGCCAGGCGGCGGCAGUGGUCACCCUGAGGAGGAGGAGGAGAGGAGCGGGAUUAGCGCGCGGGCAGCCGCCGCCGCAGCAACCGGACUGGGCAGCGCCUCUCUGCACCUGCAGGAGCAGCAGCAGCCGAGCCGAGGACUGCGCGUCUUCCAAGGCAAUGUUACUGUAGAAGAUUAGUCAGAUGCCUUCUGUACAUUCUCCACAUCACAUGCUGUCUCAUGCAAGCUUUGAAACACUGACCACAUAAUUUAAAUGAAUGAAUAGUUAGGUAAGCAUAAUGGAAGGCACUCAUACUAUCCUCCAAUUGCACAGGCCCAUUAUGGAACUCUGUUAUGUCAGCUUCUAUCUUCCAAAGGGAAAGGUCAGAGGAUUUACAUACAAGGGCUGUGUAACUCUAGACAAAUCCAAUAAACGUUUUCAUAACUGCUGUCAAGUAAGAGAAGGGUCAGAGACAGCAGAACCGAGAGAGCAACCUUAUGAAAAUGUUGGAGAUAUUUUUUUCAAGCAAACUACCACUAAAGAUAUUCUCAGUGAGCUGUAUAAACUAACUGCUGAAAAAGAGAGGCUGUUAGCUAACCUGCUCAGUUCACACAACAUUCUGGGUAUUAAAAUGGGAAAUCAGGAGGGGAUGCUACAGGAUGCCUCUGGAGGACUGAAAUUUAAAGAUGAUGAUCUCUUAAGUUUCAAGGAUCAGCAGGAAAUCAUUUUGGGAUCCACAGAUCAGAAACCCAAAUUGAGAAACAAAAAGAUGAGGAAAACUGGCAGAAGGAGAGAGAGCUUGGAGGAGUUCAUAAACAAGAAAGUGAAAAAGAAGGUUCAUGGCGAUUUGGAACCUUCUGUGUUAAACAGGACAGACAAGCAACUGGAAAAUAAAAGGACAUUUCCCACCAAAUGUUCUGCUGGCAGCUCUCCAGGUUCCUUUUCCAAUUCUAAUUGGCAGACAGUAGAAAACCAGGAUGAUUUACCAUUUGACAUAAAUAUACCACCAGAAAGAUGGAGAAAAGAUGGCGAUUUUCUUGAGUGCAGUGGGACUUUGAAAUCAGAUACAGACCUGUCUGAUUCUCUAUCUGAAUAUGACAAUGAUGUAUUUGGAAGUUGUAUUACACAUCCCAGUGCUGGUCUACUGGGUGAUGCAGAGGCUACUCUUAAAGUAAUGAAGGUGCAGCACAGCAGCCCUUUGUUGAACUCUUUCCAAGACAGUUUAUCUAACAGAUUUGAGGCCUUAAACGAGACUGCAGCAGCUGAAAGCCUGCAUGGUUAUGAGUAUACUGAGCAGACCUACAGUGAGAAACCUGCAGCCAGAGUUGUUGCUAAAGUACAGGAUUUGAGAAGGUGUAUUCAGAAAGUUAUAAAGACCCAUACAGAGUCUGAUGAUAACCUUUCUUACACUGAUACUCAAGAAGAUAAGGAAACUGUUAAACCUGUUCUCUCUGAAGUGUGCAGUGAAUUUAUACCAAAAGCUGAGGUAUUCAGUAUAGGUGAAGCUACUAUAGACUCUAAGUACACUGUGAUGCAGGAAAAGGAACGCAGUGGCUGUGUUUUGCAGUGCAAAGAAGAGAGACCGCAGAUUACUGAUGAGUCAUGCAACCUUGUGGGAGCAGUCAAUAAAACCCUUCUGAAAAUUAUCCAGAAUGACAGUUUAGAUGAAGCUGCAGAAUGGACGAGACUACAACAAAUUACAAGAGCAGACAAAAACCUACCAGGCUCAAUUUAUGACAAAAGAGCUACCGUACCCCAGGAGAGCAACAAACGUCUGUUUUUAAAUCUGCCAAUACAUUUAAGAACUGAUAUUUCUCAGACAAGCACUAACGUUAAACCGGAAGAGAAAAGGCCGCUAUCACCCUCUAUAGUUGCUGUCUGUAAUGUUUUUAGAAAUUCACAUUCAGGAUCCAACGCACACAAACAAAUGUCACCUAUUCCUUCUCCUUUAUCUUCGAGAUUGCCUAGUCCACAGCUGCACCAUAGGAUUCUUCCACUACCUACACAGAACACUGAGGAAGAAUCUGUGUUGAAUGACUAUCGCAGUGGGAGACACGAUGCCACAAACCUCUCCUUUGCUAAUGAUUUGGAAUCACAGUUCUAUCUGAAGUUUCCUGAAUCUGGAGAAUUGGGAUUUUCUGUAAGACAACCGGGCCUACAUCAGUGCACAACCGGAGAGUGUUUGGAAAAAUGCACUAUCCAAGAAAAACUAACUACUCAGACACAGCAGCAGCAGCUAUGUUCAGGUAUUCCAGCAGAGACUGCUUUGAAGGAUGGCUUCACUGAACAACCAACUAAUAUAGAUGUCACAAACAGAGAUGAAGAUGUCUCGGUUUUGGGUUGCAGGUUGGGACAAUCUGUGCCAUUUGCAGAUUAUAAUGAGGGAGAAAGAGUCAACAGAAAUAUAUUGCAUCUGAGCCUCGACCUGAAUCCUGACCUAAAUCCCUCAGAGCAAGAUGACAAAACUCCAGGGAAACUCCAGGCUGUCUGGCCUCCACCUGAAAUCAACGAGGGAAAAGAAAAAGUGGGGUUGAAGUACACUGAAGCAGCUCACCUAAAACUUUACAAGGAGGGACCACCAGAGUACCAUGCUGCAAUUUUGCAAUUAAAGAGGGAAAACAAGGAAGAAGUUGAAAACUUAAAGUCUCAGUUUGAACUCCAGAUCUUUCAUAUUCGUGGAGAGCAUGCUGUAUCAAACACAAAGCUUGAGGAAACCAUUGCAAAUCUCAAGAAUGAACUGGAAAACAAAUUAAAUAGAAGAAAUGAGAAAACAAAGGACGUCUGUGUAUCCACUGAAGAUGAUAAUCCACCAAAGACGUACAGAAAUGUAUAUAUACAAACUGACAGAGAAACCUUCAUAAAGCCUAGUAAAGAGGAAAAUAUACGUGUGAAGAAUAGCCAAAUGGUACCUAAAAAGCUUAAUAUUUCUACUUUAAAUCACAGUAUUUCUGCCCCAAGUGAGAAUAAGGAACCAUGUCACUGUGCACAGACUUCAGAAAGUCUCUUAUCUUGUGAACAGAAACCAGUGUUAGUAUCUCUAACACCACCCCCACCACCUCCUCUUCCUGAACCUUCACUACCAGCUUUAGUUCCUCCACCACCUCCCUUGUUAACAGGUUUGGCAUCCACUCCAUUGACAUCCCAGUUUGGAUCUGGGCCACAGCCAUUUCCUUCAGGUUGUGGAAAUCUUCCGCCACUGCCGCCGCCACCACCACCACCACCACCACCCCCCCCAGGUUUUGGGCCUCCCGGUCCACCACCCCUGCCUGGCUGUGGGCCACCUCUACCGGGAAAUGGGCCUCCUCUUCCACCGCCACCACCUGGGUUCUUUUUCAAUAGCACUCAGUCUUCAAACCAAGGUCCUCGAAAACCUGCCAUUGAACCUAACUGUCCCAUGAAGCCUUUGUACUGGACUAGGAUACAAAUCAAAGAAAGCAGCAAAAUAUCUGUACCAACUUUAUGGGACUCAUUAGAAGAACCUGACAUAGUUGAUACUAGUGAAUUUGAAUAUUUAUUUUCCAAAGAUGCAGUUCAGGAAAAAAGAAAACGCUUAUCAGAGUCUUAUGAAAAGAAAACAAAAGCCAAAAAGAUUAUCAAACUGCUGGAUGGAAAGCGAUCUCAAACUGUAGGAAUUUUGAUAUCCAGUUUGCACCUGGAAAUGAGGGAUAUUCAACAAGCUACACUAAAUGUGGAUGACUCCAUAGUCGACCUGGAAACACUGGAAGCACUGUAUGAGAAUAGAGCGCAAAAGGAUGAACUGGAGAAAAUAAAGCAGUAUUAUGAGACUUCAAAAGAAGAGGAACUGAAGCUCUUGGACAAACCAGAACAAUUUUUGUAUGAGUUAUCCCAGAUUCCCAAUUUUGCAGAACGUGCCCAAUGUAUAAUCUUCCAAUCUGUUUUCUCUGAGGGGAUAACCUCAGUGCAUCGUAAAGUGGAUGUUAUUACUCGUGCUUCUAAGGAUUUGCUGGACAUGAAAAGUGUGAAGGAAAUUUUAGGCUUGAUUUUGGCUUUUGGAAAUUAUAUGAAUGGGGGAAACAGGACACGAGGUCAAGCAGAUGGAUUUGGUUUGGAAAUUCUUCCGAAACUGAAGGAUGUCAAGAGCAGAGAUAACGGUAUUAAUCUUGUGGAUUAUGUUGUCAUAUAUUACUUACGACACUUGGACAAGGACGCAGGAACAGACAAGAGUAUUUUUCCUCUACCAGAACCACAAGAUUUCUUCCAAGCCUCCCAAGUUAAGUUUGAAGACCUAGUAAAAGACUUAAGAAAACUGAAGAGAGAUCUAGAAGCCUGUGAAAAGCAGAUGAGAGUCGUUUGCAAAGAAUCUUCAGAACAGCAUCUCCAUCCCUUCAAGGAGAAAUUGGAAGAGUUUAUUCAGACAGCUAAAGAAGAACAUAAGACAGAAGAGAGCUGUUUGGAAAAUGCACAAAAAAGCUUUGAAGAAACAGUGGGAUACUUUGGGAUAAAGCCAAAGUCUGGUGAGAAGGACAUCACACCAAACUACGUUUUCACUGUGUGGUACGAGUUCUGCAGUGACUUCAAGACCAUUUGGAAACGAGAGAAUAAAAACAUUUCCAAAGAAAGACUGAAAGAGGCUCAGCAAUUCGUAAGCAAGUUAACUGAAGAGAAAAAGGUUGAAACAAAGAAAAUCAAUCCCAUGGCUAGUCUGAAAGAAAAACUACGUCAGAAGGAAGCCAGUGUGACCACUAACUGAAAGAAGAUCCAUGAAAAUAAUGACAGUGUGACUUAAUACCUUGCAUGAUGCUUUACUAUGCCCGUUCCCCAGGGAGCACCUUAUGUUAAUGUUAUGGAGUUCUGCUUUUCUCAUCUCUUUCUGAGACAAUCCACUAAAGACUUUCCAAUCCCUUAUAAAGAGUUUGCUCAUUCAGUAGAGGAAGCACUAAGAAGCUGUUUACAGGCGAAUUUAUGAAGGGUUUUAUAUAACUCUUCCUUACCUGGCUUAAAAUGCAAUUCUUUUCUAAAUGGUUAUUUGAAGUACUCUAUGCAUAGUGCACUAAUGCGGAAAAGAUAAAAUCAGGAUUUUGGAUGUUGAAUUAAGUAACAGUUAACAACCUCUAUAUUGCUUACUUUAGCUUCAUGUAGAUUACCACAGAGGUACAGUUCAACUCAUGAGAGGCUAUUCUAUCAUAAGAGUUUAGACCUCACUAUUAACUGAGGGCAACAUUGAUUCUAAAUCAUGUUUGAUAGUCUAAAUAAGUAUUAAAUUCAUUUUGUUAAAACUAAUGCAAGUUUAUUAUAAUUAAUGUAUUCUGUAUUUUAUUACAAUUAUUUUUAUAGAAAACUCAGUCUAUGCCAUAUGCAUUGAAAUAGGAAUAAUAUUUUGCACAUGUGGAGAGAGAAAUAGCUUCAGAUUCUGUUGUCUUAUAAUAUGUAGAUGAUAUAACUGGCAAAUUAUUUUUAUGGUUUUGACUUGAUGUUUCUUACAUGUUCUUCAUGUUGCCUGAUUCAAAAAGACAAAGGACAGAAGCAUUUUUAAUUCAAAUUAUCGAUGCCAUAAGAUAAUUAUUUGUCAUCAUUCAUCUAACUGUAGUGCAUAACACAUCUCCAUAAAGUCAUAUAUUUACUGCUAAAUUUCUGGCUUUAAAUUCUAUUGAAGCUCAUAUUCUUUAAAAAUAAGCACUUCACUAUAAAACAUAUUACACAGCCUUCUCUUGUCUCCCCAUAUAUUUAUAUCUGUAUGUAUAAGACAAAUAUGUACUCUACUAUGUUAGCAUUUGAGGAGGAAGUAAGAGAAUCUUGCUAUCAUCUUGUCAUAAUAUAACCACUCUUUGUGAAGUAUCAUUUAGGGCCUGAACCCAUGAACUGCUGAGUGCCCUGAGCUCCACUGGUAUUUUCAGGCACUCAUUACAUCACAGGAUCAGGUUCUUAGAAAGAGAGAUCCUUGCAGCAGACAAAGUUUCAAGGUAGAAUAAAAAUAGUGAAUAUUAAAAAUAAAUAGAACUUUUGUUUUAGACCAGCAAUAGACUGCAACUAAACACGCAGCUGGGUAGGGAUCUUAUAAAGAAAACUUUCCACAGUUACUAAAUCGUAAAAACCUUCUGACUACUAGGGUCAUUACAAUAUAUGACCAAUACAAACAAAAUAAUGAUAAAGCAAAAAGUAUAGGACAUACAGUAAGGAAAAUAUUAAUCCCUUGGCAUGGUAGUUGAAAAGAAUAUACAUGAAAGAAAUAUAUUGGAUUAUCUACAUAGCAAAUGAGAUGCAAUAACAAUAAGUAUGAAGCAAGAUUGAUAAGGUGGUUGUAUAUUUAUUAAAGAAAACAAUAGUUGUAUCACCCCUAUUUAUGUUUCUCAUUUGGAGAGUCCUGAACAAAUAGAGUUAAGGGAGGUAAGAUAGCCUUAUAUAUUUUGGAAUUUGUAGCUGCUGUUGAUAGACUUAAUAUGUGUAAAUAUGCUACCAAUGAAAACAAAUUGAAUAUGGAUCAAUGGAGGUAAAUAGAUUCAUGGGGAGAAGGUGUUCCCUCAGUUAGCAUGGAAAUUUGCGAGAACAUUCGAGCGCUAGCAAUAUGGUGGUACUAUUUUUCCGAUGGAAGGAAAGCAAAUUCCAAAGUUCAAAAUUUUCUGUCUUCCAUCAAACCAAGCACAAACAUAAGUGAAAUGCAUCUACUUUGGCAAUCAGCAUUAACGAUGUACAAUAUAAGCGAUAUACAACAUAAGCAAUAGUGCUCAUACAAACCAAAGAUUAGAGAACAGCAGUAGGCAAGAUGAUUUUGAUGAGUCUCUAAGCAAACUACUGUACUGAAUAUUGUUCUGUACCUGUCAAAAAAUUCUGGAAUAUUGUAAUUAGAGCUAGAUGGGAAUUUUCUGAGAAAACAUUUUUCAUCAAAAAAUACAAAUUAAUCAAAACAGAAAAUCUUCUUGGGAAAAGAUUGCUUUCGACGUAUCUCCUGGUGUGAAAAAUAGUUUUGUAAUUGUCAAAAAUUUCCAUUUCAACGUUUUUUAAAUGAAAUGUUUAAAUUUGGGGUUCAAAAUGACUUUUUGUUUAGAAAUAGUGGUUAAUUUAUACUUUAAAAACAUUAAAUAAAAAUUGAAACUAAAUGUUUUAAACUUAUAUAAAUGAAACCUUUCAAUUGGUGCCAUCUGAAUUUUUUUCUAAUUCUUGGUUCAUGAAGUUUUUUGAGAUUGUUGACAUUUUGUCCCAAUUUGGGGAGAAAUUUUUUUUUCAAAAUCUCAGAAUUUCUCACGAUGGGAAAACCAGUUCAGUUUUCCACCCAGUUCUAAUUGUAAUUAUUUUUUUUCCCCUGAAGAGGGCGAUUAUGUUUCAAACUUCCACCCUUUUAUUACUAGCGGGAUUACUACUAGAUUAAAUGGGAAAGAACGUCUAGUUCAUUUGAUCCAUUCCCCUGCUCAGGAUUUAAUGACUUUUGUAAGCCUUAGUCUAAGUGAAUGGACAUGACCAGCUAAACUGCAUGCUGGUAGACCGCUGGCCAAUAUCCACAAGUGGCCAGAAACCUUUAAUACUGGUGCCAGUAUUAUGAAGUUAUUCUAGCAGAAAAGUGUCAUUGGUGAUUAAUAGAUAUUAUAUUGAGGCUUGGCAGAAUUCAAUUUUUAUUAUUUUGAAGAAUAAUAUUGCUGUUAAUUUUAAGUAUUAUUUAAAUUUUUAUCAUUGCAGGAAAUGGGGGGGGUGCAGAGGAAUCAGACAAUUAUUUAAAUGAGAGUAAACGUAUUUCAAACAGUUAAAGCUUUAUAACCAUUAAAACACAAAUUGUCAACAUCAGAUGUUGAAGUAUACAAAGUAAAUAUCCUUAAACUCUUUAAUAAGUUCUCAAGCAGCAUUUUUUCCUACUUUGCCUGUCUGUAAAUUUCUAUUAUUAUUGAUGAAAAUAUUUUUGAUGGUUGAUGUGUGUACGGUGAAAUCAACAGUUACUCACAUUUACUGAUUAAAAAUUGAAUCCUUUCAAGCCCACUUAUAUGUAUAUGUAAAUUAUAUAAUUAUGCACUAUUUAGGUACUCUAGAUUUAACAGAGAUCAGCCUGAAUCAAAAUCUGGGAUGUGAAUACCCCUGAAGUUUCUGUCUAAUAACACAAUGACACAGCAUAAAGUGCUAUGUCAGGGAAGUUGAACGCACUUCAGAUGUAUUUUGAGGACAGAUUUUUAACCUGAGCUUUCUGAUCUGGGGAGGAAUAGAAAAGAUAGAAAGGAGAAGGAAAGGAAGACGUAGAAAGGAAAGAGAGUCAACAGUUUCUUUUCACCCCCUUGCUAUUGCCUGGCCUUUGGAGGUUUGUAAAGAAGACCAGUCUAAAAGGGCCCUAUUUUUCAACAUUACCAAGGAUAAACAUAUGAGACCUACUGCACAUUAGCUUGCUAGGUAAGGUUCUGAAUAAAUUAUAAUGCCACUGUAACUGUGAAACACUGUUUCAUCCAUUAGAUUUUGAGAGUGAGAGGAAUAUCUAUAUUGCUGUUACCUCUUAUUGCUUUCAAAAUGAAACAGGUUAUUUUGCAUAUUAGAAAUAUUUUAACAAUAUACAUUAUAUAAUAUUUAUGACUUUUCUUAUUGAUCUGUCCAUGAGUGACCUAUGGAAGUCUGUCUUUUAUAUUGUGUGCCUUAUUGUGAAAAUCCACAUUUAUAAGUUUAAUGAUCUAAGAAUAUAUUUAGCGUGAAAGUGGAAGAGGUUUGUGUGGCGAAAAAUACUAAUAGAAUGAGCCUGUGAUCCAGUGCAUAUGGAAAUUUAAACAAACUGGAAUUGCUGAAAUACUCAGAUAGCAGAAGGAGAGAUAACUAACCACUGUACAUUUGAGUCAUCUACUAGGUGAUGAGUAAAAACGUGUAAAAUAAAGAAGUGCAGUUGUUUACACAUCAUAUUUGAAAUGGACACCUUGUCAAGCAUGGAGUGUUUCAUAGAAUGUUAUUUCAGGAAAAUUCCCCUUUGGAAUUUUAUAAAACACAGGCUUGUUUUCUUUCUGGUUUGUACCACAGAGAACCCCAAGUGUAAAGAUUGUACUGUAAAUCAGACAUUUGGAGUCUAUUCUUUCAUCCAAGUGCAUGGAAUUUACACGUGCAACCAUUGUUAUAAAUGGAAAUUUCCCUUUCACUUUAUUAUUGUUCCUCAUGAUUUUAAACAACAUGAAACACUGAAAGCUAAAUAUUCCCCAACCCAAACUUAGUAAAGACAAGUGCUGAAAUAUAUAAGCAUUGUAACAGAAGGAAAAAUACUUUGUAUAGACAGGAAAAAACUUCAACAUAACUUAUGAACCAAAAUAUUAAUAAACAUUAAUCCUAUUUUGUAAGUCUUAUCAGCAGUUACAGUUACAGGCUUAGAUCACCCUGGAGACAUCCUCUUGGAAUCUUCAGACACUCUGAGAAUUUUUUUCAGUGCUCUCUCUUAAACCUUUCAAGUAGUCCUGGGAGAGACGAAGUUUAGCUUAGGAGUCUAAUCUUUCGAAACGAUUGAGGAUGUCUCAGCCUUUUCAGUCCUACAACCCACUGGAUCAGAGGACCAGGUAACCUCUUCAGCCUUAUCUACACUAGCAUUUUUUGGUGAAUUCAGCUAACAUUGCACUAGCUUGGGCAUUUUUUUAUAACAAUGUCAUCUAGACCUUCUCUGAAGAGGGUUGGAUGGCAUGGUGGUGAAAAUGCCUGAGCCUUCUCCACACAAAUGCUCUGACCAUUGCCACCUCUCUUGAAGCUGUACCUGAUGCAGUGCAAGUGGGAGCUUUCCUCCAAAAUACUAAAGGUAGACAUACCUUUAGCGUGGCUAUCAACUCCCCCUCCACACCGCGUGUCACAGCAGCCAAAGAGUAUCUCAGUACAAUAUCAGCUCCAAGCUGAAUGUGAAGCCAUUAGCCUCCAAAUAAAAGAUGAUUUUAUAGAAUGGACAUCUAUAGAUUUCCCUGGAGCUGCUAUCAUCCAAGAGGGAUGUUGAUAAAUUGGAGAGGGUUCAGAGAAGAGCCAUGAGAAUGAUUAAAGGAUUGGAUAAUAUACCUUAUAGUGAGAGACUCAAAGAGCUCAGUCUGUUAGCUCAACAAAGAGAAGGUUAAGCGGUGCCUUGAUUACAGUCUAGAAGUAUCUACUUAAGGAAUUAAUGUUUAAUAAUGGACUUGGCAGUCCAGCAGCUUUAACAUGAUUCAAUGGCUGAAAGUUGAAGCUAGACAAAUUCAGACUUGGCAAUAAGGUGUAAAUUUUUAACAGUGGGAGGAAAUUAUUGGAGCAAUAUAUAUAUAUAAUAUAUUUAUUUUAUAUACAAUAUAUAUAAAAAAUUUUAUCAAGGGUUGUGGUGGAUUCUUCAUCACUGACCAUUUUUAAAUCAAUAUCAGCUGUUUUUCUAAAAGAUUUGCUGUAGUUAUUAUUUUGGGGACGUUCUAUGACCUGUGUUAUACAGGAGGUCAGACUGUGAUCACAAUGGUCCCUUCUGGCCUUGAAAUCUAUUAACCUAAAUUCAGUAGUACCUCAGUGGAAUGCUGUUCCAUCAAAACCAGUGCUUACUGUAGCAGCAGAUUAUCAAUUCUGGAGCUCUCUUGUUUUCAAAAAUCAGGAGAUUUUCUUUAUCUAAUGUAAUUUGUAGCUGUGCAGGCUAGGAUAGUGGUACCAAAGUAAUCAAAUCUCAUGAUUUUUGGUGCUAUCUGUAAAGUUUGAAAGAAAUGGUUUUUUUUUCCUUAUGCCAUAACAUUUCAGCUAGCCAAGUCAAUUGAUUGGUUUGGGUAUUUUUUUGUUUUUCUUCUAUUAAAACAUUAAUAUUGGCCACUGCUGGAAGAAGAAUAUGUGAUUAGAGGGACAACUGCUUUUAUCAAGAAUGGUAACACUGACAAUACGCUUAUUUACUUCAAUCUUUCUCCAUAAUUGAUGUUUGUCUUCUCAUAGUCAAGCAUUUAAAAAUUGCCUCUAAGCAGGUUUUGAAUAGCUACUGUCCAUCUAAUUGGCCUGGUUGGUUUCCAAUUGAAACAUGAGGGGCACCAUUCUGUUGCCCAUGUGAUUCACAUAGCACUUCUUGUCCUGGUUUUCCAAUAAACUCAUGGCAACUUCUUUUUCUGCUCUAAAUGUUUUCCAUACCUGAUGAAUGCCAAGCACAGUGGAAGAUUGCAGUUGUCUGUUUGCUCAGUAAGUAAUGCCAUUCCAUUUUGAUUAGACCUGCAUUUUGCUUCAUCACUUAGGCCAAUAUUUUCAAAAAUGGGUGCCUAAAGUUAGGGGAUUUUCAACAGUGCCCAAAGUAAGUCACUUAGGUGCUUUUGAAAAUCCCAUCUUUACCUCUGUACUUAGGCACCCAUCAAAGCUGAACAUUGUAGAAAAUCAUGCCACUUAGUUCGGAAUCUAACAAAGAAUAUGUUUUUUAAAUUCUUGGCUCUGGAUGAGUAUAGUCCAGUUUUGUUGUGGACCUCACUUUACUUUCUGAGGAAUUUGUAAGUGCCUAUUAAUGGGCUUUAGGUUGGUAGUCUUCUGGCUUCUCUUAGUUAUCUUUGUUUUGGAGAAAAUUCUGUUUGUUUGCCUAUAAUUAGAAAGCAAAUAAAAAGAAUGAGGUGACUUGAUUACAGUGCAUAAGUAGUUUUAAAAAGAGAAAAUACCAGAAAUUCAAGGGCUCUUUAGCAAAGAAACACAGAACAAGAGCCAAUGGCUGGAAGUUAAAUUCAAAUUAGAAACAAGCCUCAAGUUACUAACAAUGAGAGUGGUUAUUCACUGGAACAACCUACCAAAGGAAGUGAUGGUUUCUCUAUCUCUUGAUGACUUCAGAUAAACACUGGAUGCUUUUCUGGAAGAUGUGCUUUAAUCAAACGCUAGUUUUUGGGCUCAAUACAGGAGUAAAUGGAUGAAAUUCUAUGGCCUGUGUUAUACAGGCGGUUAAACUAGAUGAUCUAUUGAUCCCUUCUGACCUUAAAAUCUUUGAAACCAUUAAUGAUAUUCUUAAUCAGUAAUUUUAGUCUCUUACAUAAAACUCAGUAAGUCAAUUAUUUUUCCCUCUUCAGCACAUCUAUAGUGAAAGACUAGUGUUCAAACUAAAUGAAUAUUUGUCCUGAACACUGUUUUUUAAGCUAUUUCCACACUAUGAGCUAGGAUUGUGAUUCCCCGCUCACAUAGACAUAAUUUGUCAUCCGGGGUAGUAGACUAAAAAUAGUAGUGUAACUACGGUAGCAUGGGCAGCGACAGCCACAGCCCAGGCUAGUUGCCUCAGAUAUGUACCCAAGGGGGGUCUUGUACCCAAGACAGCUAGCCGGUGCCACAGCUGCCCGUGUUACUGUGGUCACACUACUAUUUUUAGCCUGCUAGCUCAGAUGAGAGCUAGCACGAGGAUAUCUGUGUGAGCUGCAAAUCACACCCCAUAGCUUGUAGUGUAGACAUAACUUUAAUUUUAAAAAUCAUUAAUAAUAGUGAUAGUGUUUCAUAGAACAACAUAAUGCCAUAAAUUAGUCCAAAACAUUAACUAUAAUGGCAUUUGUAUAUUUUAAAUGUCUCAAUAGAUAGAAGAUGCACUAGAUUGUUUUAUUUACCUACAAUAUAGAUGCACAGUUUUAACUUCAGCUUUACAAAUGCCUCCAUCAAAUUUUUUCAUUGUAUAAUAAAACUUGAAUUGUAAACUUAUUUAAUCAUUUAAAGGAUCUAAUUUGAUAGCAGGUCAAAACAAUAAGACAAAAUUAAUCGAGCUGGUCAAAAAAUUAAACCCUAUUUUUGCAAUAAGAAUUCAAAAUUUCAUAGCAAUAUAGGGCUGGAAGGGACCUCAAGAGGUCAUCUAUUGUCCAUCCCACCAUACAGAGGCAGGAUUAAGUAUACCUAGACCAUCCCUGAGAGGUAUUUGUCUAACCUGUUCUUAAAAACCUCCAAUAAAGUGGAUUCUGAGAUAUUUCUGAUUCUUUUUGUGCCUCUAUCACCUCAAAUGUAUCAUCAAAAAUCUAAUAUAUGGUAGAAUGAAGCCAUUUUAGAGGGCCUGAUCCUGUAAGCACUUAUGCCUGUGAGUAGCUUUACUAGUGUAAGUAAUCCUGUGGGCCCAGAUCAUUGCCUCCUUCAGGAAAAUCCAUGGGAAGGAGUUGUGGGGGAGGAUAUCUCGGUGCCAAUCCACUCGUGGGAGUAGUAUUUGAGGGUUCUGACUUACGUUUCAUAUAUAUUUUCCAUAUCUAUCCAGGCUUCAGGUGGAGAGAGACUGUAGCAUGCUUGAAAAACAAAAAGCUGGAAUAAUAUCAUUGCUGUCAAAACAAUAUAAAGCUCACUGCUUUUCCUGUGCAUCAUCACUGCAGAAAGUCCAGAAGAGACUGUCUACUACAGUACUGCUAGUUUUGGGUUUUUUUUAAUUAUGAGAUUUUCUUGUUUUAAACAGAUAUGCACAUUAUAGCCUGGUGGCUACCAGACUGUCCUCUAAAGAGACCUAAUUAUCAGACCCAAACAUUUUGCUCAUAAGCAGCAGAUUGGGUACACACUUACGGGGACACACAACCAGGGGCAGCCAUUGCGUUUCUGAUGCCCCAACCAGACAGUAUCAUCCCCAAACAGGGUGAAAAGUGGGGGAGGCUGGAGGCGGGGGAUUUAAAAGGCUGUAGGAUUGUAGGUUCAGAGAAGUGAUGCCAAAUGAAGUACAUUCUUGCCUUAAUGCACUGGUUUUCAAUUACAUUGAUCUGUGAGUAAAUGCAAAGGAAAGAGGAGACUCUGAGCUCAUGCUCAGAGAUGGCGUGAGUAGUGGAUGUUUUACAGAGACAUGCUAAAUGAUAAGUAAUUUGUUUUUUUGUAGGUGACAGAUGAGCCUCCAGGAAACUUGUAUCUGUGACUAUCCAUCCACCCUGGUACCAGUGGGAUGCCUCUUUCAAAUGCAAAUAGCAAACAUGCCAGAAGAGUAAAUUUAGCUUGAUUGAAAGUGUUUGCCAAGUAUUUGGGGGCUACCGUUUGUAUAUCUGUUUAACGCCAGGAUAUUUCAUAUCCCCUGAGUGCCAUAGCUAUGCUGACCUAACCCCUAGUGUAGAUGCAGCUAGGUCAAUGGAAGAGGGCUUCUGUCAACCUAGCUAAUGUUGUUCGAAGAGAUGGUGUUCCAACAAGAAAUGGAAAAAUCCCUUCUGUUGCUAUAGAUUGUGUCUACGCUACAGGAUUAUGCCUGCAUAGCUACAGCACCAUAGCUAGUAGUGUCCCCAUAGUAUAGAAAUGACCUAAAUCACUUAGGGCACUUCUGAAAUUUUUAAGGUGUGUUUUUGUUUGCGGGAUGUGUUUGGUAUAGAACUAUUCUCAGAUAUUUCUUUCCAAACUAUAAACCCUAUAGCUAGCCAUAGUCAUAUGUUAUAAGAAGCAAAAAUAGAGAAGGAUUAAUUUUGGGAGACGUGGAGGUUGAUAGACAUCAGGAUUUAGCAGGCAUAUGGUGUGAUUCUUAACAUUUUAUUUGUUCUUUUGAAAAGCAGCUUUCAAAAAUCUUUCAAACCAGUACUAGUUCAAAGAGACUUCACUUAAAAUUUGCACCUGCUGAGCAUGAUUCCUGUUGUUUCCCUUCCCAUCUCCCACUCCAUAUCCCCUGCUACACGCUCAAAAAAAUAUCUAAAUACAGACCUCUUGGGCUGUUAGGAAUUUGCUGUUAGGAAUUCACUCUUAGGCAGAUAUUUUGUGGUGCAGUUGUGUUGAUUUUCCUUUUAGAAUGUAGCAGAAUGGCACAUACUAUAGCAGGUUUCAGAGUAGCAGCCGUGUUAGUCUGUAUUCGCAAAAAGAACAGGAGGACUUGUGGCACCUUAGAGACUAACCAAUUUAUUUGAGCAUAAGCUUUCGUGAGCUACAGCUCACUUCAUCGGAUGCAUACUGUGGAAAAUACAGAAGAUGUUUUUAUACACACAGACCAUGAAAAAAUGGGAGUUUAUCACUACAAAAGGUUUUCUCUCCCCCCACCCCACUCUCCUGCUGGUAAUAGCUUAUCUAAAGUGAUCAGUCUCCUUACAAUGUGUAUGAUAAUCAAGGUGGGCCAUUUCCAGCACAAAUCCAGGUUUUCUUCCCACAUACUAUAGCAGUAUCCUUAGUAUUAGGGGAGUGCAUCUAAUAAGUUCCACAGAUACAGCGGUUAUUUUCUUUACCUGUGUCAAUAUCAGAUUUGUUUUUAAUAAAACAACCGCUUUGCCUUGAUGCUAUCACAUAUGGCAGCAUUAGAUGUGUUUGCUGUUUCCACCCUUAGUCCCAUAACAUUUGCAGCAAAAAUCCUGGAACAUUCACAUUGUGGAGUAUUUUUUUCUUUUAAGACUCAAACACUAAAAUACAUUAUAAAUAUUCAAAAAAAAUAAGCUAAUGGGAUCCAGGUACUCUUUUCCUUUACAAUGUAACAAUAUGUAUCCCUAUCGUAUAUCGGAACUUUUCAUUUUGUCAAAAUACCAAAAUAUACGCAUGAGUUGAAUUUGUAAAAAGGAAAAAAAAGAGGAAAAAAAAAGUUGCAACAAAAUGAAAUAUUUAUUUUUUAAGGAAGUGUUAAACAACCAUUGUUUGUAAAUAAUAAAAGACUAUAUUUUCCUCCUCACUAUUACUCUUCACCAUAUCAAGUGUAUUUUUGUAUGUAAAAUAUAUUGUUUAGAUAGUAUAGAUUUCUCUAUUCAAAGAAUUCUGUUGAGAUAGUAUGUUUUACUAAUCCUGAUACAGUUAAUAAUCUAGCUCCCAGUGAAUGUAUUUAAAAAGAUAGAAUCUAUUUUUUGGAGUCCGCAAAGGACUAAAAUGUGUGGCUUACAGAUGUCUGUUUGCUGAAGGUAUUUUAAUAAACAUUGGUUUUAUUUGUGUCUGG